Molecule: messenger RNA, 1201 nt
Organism: Petromyzon marinus (sea lamprey)
Lineage: Eukaryota; Metazoa; Chordata; Hyperoartia; Petromyzontiformes; Petromyzontidae
Product: retinol dehydrogenase 7-like
Biological process (GO): steroid metabolic process
Cellular component (GO): intracellular membrane-bounded organelle
Molecular function (GO): oxidoreductase activity
Source: RefSeq, a predicted model, not a curated record
UGGUAUUUGUUGUUGUUUUUCCACGUAAGUGUAUGGGGCGACUGCAGUGGAUAGUUGUGAAAUUGUGAACACGAGAGGUUGUCGUUAAAACAUCUCAAAAGACAGUCCACUUAAAUCGGAGACAUCAAGCGGAGGAGGCCAUGUCGUCCGACAACGCUGCGGGGCCUCCGUGCUGCCUCUGCGGCCCCACGUGCCCGCUGGUACUUGUGGCCGUCCUGGGGGUGUGGGCGGCGUGGUACUGGCGAGACAAGCGCCGGGUGGCCGGCGCGACGGGCCGCUGGGUGCUCAUCACGGGCUGCGACUCGGGAUUUGGGCGGGCGCUGGCCAGGCGGCUCGACGCGGUCGGCCUGCGCGUCGUGGCGGCGUGCCUGGGCCCUGCCGGCGAGGAGGAGCUGAGGAGGUCGUGCUCGUCGCGCCUCGUCACGCUGCGUCUCGACGUCACGGACCCCGAGAGCGUGCGUGCCGCGGCCCGGCGGGUGCGGCAGGAGGUUGGCGAGCAGGGCUUGUGGGGCUUGGUCAACAACGCUGGCCGCAUCAUCCCCAUCGGCCCUAACGACUGGAUGACGACGGACGACUACCGCAGAGUGCUGGACGUCAACCUCCUGGGCAUGGUGGACGUCACGCUGCAGAUGCUGCCCCUCGUGAAGCAGGCUCGGGGUCGGGUCGUCAACGUGGCCAGCAUCGCGGGGCGGGUGUCCAUCGUGGGCGGUGGGUACUGCAUCUCCAAGUUCGGAGUGGAGGCCUUCUCUGACACCCUCAGGCGCGACAUGCGUGCAUUUGGGGUCAAGGUGUCCAUCGUGGAGCCGGGUGGUUUCCGUACAGGUAUAACUGACAUUGCCGCCAUUGAGGAGGAUCUGAGGAAGCGCUGGGCACAGCUGCCAUCUGUGACGAAGGAAGAUUACGGCAGCGACUACCUCGACAAAUACAUCUGGCUGCAGACAUCCAAGAUGACUGGGCUGUGCGACAACCUCUCAAAGGUCACCUGGUGUAUGGAGCACGCCCUGGUGGCCACUCACCCGCGCACACGCUAUGGCGCCGGCUGGGAUGCCAAAAUCCUUUUCAUCCCGCUCUCCUACCUCCCAACUUUCAUAGUCGACUUCCUCCUGGCAAUGACUAUGCCCCGUCUCGCUGUGGCCACAAAAGUAACCCCCUGAACCGGAGCAGUGGGGGCUCUGCCCACGGUGGCGAUAUGUUAACUUCC